GAUGGCCGCCCUCAUCAUUCAAAGCUGCAGCAACACAGUCGCACGUGCCGUGUGCAAGUGGUCUUCCUGCACCAACACAACGCUGCUGCGUACCAUCACCACUACCACCCCACGCUCAAUCACAAACAACGGUGGCAACACCACUAACAACAACAACAACAACAAGGGUAAACAGCUGUCCGCGGCCGAGGUGAAAAAAAUCCCGGACAGCGAGGUCAAAAAAUCCGUCUUCAUCUCCCAAUCGAAUGACAUCUUCACCAACCUGGCCCUGGAAGAUUGGAUCUACCGGAACUUUGACUUCUCGCACCACCACAUUCUGAUGUUGUGGAUCAACACCCCGACGGUGGUCAUCGGCCGGCACCAGAACCCGUUCUGCGAGUCCAAUGUUUCGGCGCUGGUGCGUAACGGGGUGGAGCUGGCGAGACGUAAUAGCGGAGGCGGUGCGGUCUAUCACGAUCUGGGCAAUUUGAAUUGCACCUUUUUCUCUCCGCGGGCCCGGUACGAUCGCAAGUACAAUCUGAAUCUGAUUACGCGGGCACUGUACCGGGAGUACGGUAUCAGUGCGGAGAUUUCAAGCCGGGACGAUAUCACGCUGAUGGGAAAGAAGAUUUCUGGAACGGCAGCCAAGCUCGGGCAACCGAACGCAUAUCAUCACUGCACUCUGCUGGUCAACUCCAACAAACUCCACUUGGGUGAAUCUCUGGUGAAGGAUAAUGCCGAAAUCAUCAGCAAGGCCACCGCGUCGGUACCAUCGCCAAUCAAAAACCUCGCGGACGUGAACCGAUCGGUCAACAUCCAGCAGCUCUUAUCAGCCAUCGGAUACGAGUAUCUGCGAACGCCGGCCACGCAGCUGACCGAUGGGGGUCGCGAUUUGCUGAUGAAACAGCUCGGCUUCCAGCUGAUUAACCCCACGGAAAAAUGGUUCCCGGGCCUGAGUGAGUUGCGCGAGGGAUUCGCCUCCUGGGACUGGCGCAUCGGCAAAACGCCCAAGUUUGCGGUGCAGAAGAGUGUCCAACUGAAGUCCGAGGGCAACCAGCAGCACGAGAUGAAGGUCAACGUGGAGGUUGAAAAGGGAUGCAUCCAGGAGAUCAGCAUUCUGAUUCCGGGUCAGGAUCCGAUCCCGGUCGUGUCCAGCAUGGUCGGAAAACCCUACCAGGAGGACUGUUUCAACGGAAUUCUGGAAGCCUUGAAGGGUGCUAGCGCUGAAAACGUCAAACACGCCAUGGGCUUAUGAAAUUUGAAUGGAAUCUCGGAGUUUACCGAUGAUCACCGGAAGUAGGAGACACCAAAAAGAAAAACAUCCAUCUCAACAUGUGCAAUAAUUUUCUGGUAGCUAAGGGCGUUAAGACGUGAUUCAUCGUUGGACCGAACCAAAAACGCGGGCCCACCUUCAGGGAAUGUGGCCUUCAAGAGGUUAACAUCGGGGUGCAGAUGGUUUCGCUAAUGAUUUAAUCGUAAAUUCAAAUUAGAGCCGGACAUGAGUGCGCAAGUGUUCCCGCACUCGUCGAUUCGAACGUACGCUCGGGUUUAGUAGCUAGGAAAUUAUUUCCUCUUUUUUAUUUCGUUGUUUUGGUUCAUUCCUUAUUCAUAUUUUCAACGCGAUUCGAUAACCCUUUGUUGUUUGAAAAUUCAUUUCACACUAAGUGGUUUCGCUUGAAGCGCAAACAACUGUCGAAACAUCAGACCGAACGUCAAUAUACAAAGUGGGUCCCCCUCCACGAGCAGUGCCGUAGUUAGGUGAUUAGAACUCAAGAAAAGGAUGGGGAUCCUUCGAUUAAAUUCUGAAAAACAUAAAACGAAAGUUGAAUUAUUAAAAUAUAAAUUUCGCUAGGCUACUUAAGACUGAUCAUCAAAAUUUACCACUACUAAUUGGAUUAUCAAAUGAAAAACUCUAAAAGUAAAUUGGCAUCGCCGAACGAUAAACUUUUACUCGUACUACGAAAGCAAAGGUUCAUGAAUAAGAAUUUAUACAUGUAAGGUUGAAAAUUUUUAAUGUGAUAAAACGUACCACAGAUUGUUGAAUAUAUGAAAAAACCCUUGAACAAAACUAAAACUAAAAACUUUUAACCCCCUGAACUAAGUCAUUCUGUUUGAACUUUUUUCAACACCUAGGUUAUAUAAAUAAAAAAUAACAAAAUCUGGUUUCCCUAUCUAACGUUUUUUCUAAAUUUACUCCGUACUCUUUAAGUGUAUUUCUAAAGAUUCUUUUCCAUUUGUUUUUUUUUCUCAAUAAUUUGAAAGGAAAGCAAAGAGGUAAUAAUCAGUAAUCAAGAAUACAGAUCAUAUCAUUUGUACUUUUAGGAGUGGACACCUUAAAAGUGUCCAACUCAAUCGAUUGUUUGUUUGAACUUUGAACGCUUAAAUAAUUGCGCUUCCAAACCGAGCUGAGAGUUUGAAGUUUUGAGUAAUUUUCUUUCAUUAGGUUUUUGUUUAAGCUAAACUUUACCACUUUUUUCCAUCUUCAGUCAUUUUAAAAUGGUUUCACUCUUAGUCCCACACCCACAGUUCAAGAAAAGCUGAAUCAGAGUACUAUCUACUAAUUUACACACGCUAUUUGUUGGCAAUCGCGAAAGUGUGUUUUAAUAAGCUGCACAAAGUCAUUCAUUCUAGUUUUUCCCUAGUUAGUUAGUCGUUGAAGUAUAGUUACUGGGUUUCUACAACAGAACACAUAAAACAUUUAACAGUUGAAGGUUGAGAAGUAGAAAACAUUUCUUUAAUCUUAACAAAGUAAGGUUUAGUUAGCAUAAUGUAGAAGCAUGUGAAACAAAAUUUAUAUAAAAAUCAAUAAAAGCGAAGUGAAUCAUACAACUAAAUAA
Uranotaenia lowii is the source of this 2816-nucleotide messenger RNA. RefSeq names its product lipoyltransferase 1, mitochondrial (gene Lipt1). Lineage: Eukaryota; Metazoa; Arthropoda; Insecta; Diptera; Culicidae. The record is from RefSeq and is a predicted model, not a curated record. Gene Ontology annotation, molecular function: lipoyltransferase activity. The coding region runs from base 2 to 1234 and encodes 410 amino acids. The transcript is spliced from 5 exons. Gene Ontology annotation, cellular component: mitochondrion; cytoplasm. Gene Ontology annotation, biological process: protein lipoylation.